Molecule: messenger RNA, 964 nt
Organism: Xenopus laevis (African clawed frog)
Lineage: Eukaryota; Metazoa; Chordata; Amphibia; Anura; Pipidae
Product: cdc42 effector protein 2
Exons: 2
Coding region: 233-874 (213 amino acids)
Source: RefSeq, a predicted model, not a curated record
CCGGCAGCAGCGAGGCUCCUCCCCCUCGGUUUCCUCCCUUAUAAUUCGCAGCGGCGCUGAGUCUGUGAGAAGAGUUGAGAGCUGCGGGGGUGUCAGUUCAAUGCUCCGAGUCUGAGCGAGACAAAACUGCAAAGUGUGGAGCGAGACGUGUAAUCUGCCGUCUGAGCCAGAUGAAGUCUUCUGUGACCAAGGCAUAAUAUAAGGAAGGCGUCCUGCUCACAGAAUCCCACAGAUGCAAUGCGAUAUCAGUUCUAACGGGAAUUUCAUGAGUCUCGAAAGCAAAGAGAUUGCAAAGAUGUCCGCCAAGGCUCCGAUAUACCUAAAGAGAAGUAGACGUAAAGGAAAGCUGAGAGACUUCCUGUCACCUGACAUGAUUAGCCCGCCCCUUGGAGAUUUCCGGCACACUAUUCACAUCGGCAGUGGGGAAGGGGAUACGUUUGGAGACAUUUCCUUCUUACAGGGAAAAUUUCACCUUCUCCCUCAGUCGACGCCUGGUUCCUCAACUACUUCUCCAGAUGCAACACCACCCACCUCCCAUGUGGAUCUUCUCAACCCAACACCCUGCCAUUCAGAUCUUCUCUCGCCUCUUCUGAAGAAUGCCAUCUCACUACCUGCUAUUGGUGGACCACAGCCUCUGUCCCUUCCACCGUCCCCACCAACAAAACCACCACGACUUCACCUGGAUGAUACAAACAAGGGUUCAUUGGGUGACGUAGAAGAGAAUUUCCCAGUAGGUGUAUCUGCGAAUAAUCGCUUCAGCGCAGAAGAGAGCGAAGAACAAAUUCUUGCCCAUGCUGGAUCUAUUUUGUCUCUUCAUGUUGAUCUAGGACCAUCUAUUAUGGAGGAUGUCUUGCAGGUCAUGGACCAGAGCUAAAGGGGUGCAGAGUCAGACUUAUGGGUGUUGAACAAUGGGGCUUCAUUUUUUUUUAAACAGGGAAGUAUUUUAAACACUACGGGGGUUAUU